AAACAAACAAACAGAUUCCAAGAUGGCGGCGGACAGUGACCCGGAGUCGGAAGUGUUCGAAAUCACGGACUUUACGACGGCGUCGGAGUGGGAGAGGUUUGUAUCAAGAAUUGAAGAAGUGCUGAACAAUUGGAAAUUGAUUGGAAGCACUGCAAGGAAUCCUUUGGAAAAGGGCGAAUUCACUUCUGGAGUGUGGGAGGAGAAAUCUGAUGAAAUUUCUUUCGCGGACUAUAAAUUCAGUAUAACACACCAUUAUCUCAAACAAGAAUAUUUGACUGAUAAAGAAAUAAAAGAAGAGUCUGAAGAAGAUGCUCUUCCUGAAGCAAUGCAGGAUAUGCUAUCCAUGAGCAAUGAUUUUCCACCCAGGGCUCACUGUCUUGUCAGAUGGUAUGGUUUACGAGAGUUUGUGAUAAUUGCUCCAGCAGCAAGUAAUGAUGCAGUCAUCAGUGAAUCAAAGUGCAACAUUCUGCUCAGCUCCAUCUCCAUUGCAUUGGGAAACACUGGUUGUCAGGUGACUCUAUUUGUGCAAAUCCAGCAAAAGUCUAGGAGAAUGUACGUGGGCGCAUGCGAAGGUCCUGGUGUGCGGACAGAUUUUGAAAUGGUUCAUCUUCGGAAAGUGCCAAACCAAUAUAAUCAUUUGUCUGGUCUACUAGAUAUUUUUAAAUCAAAGAUUGGAUGCCCCUUGACACCUUUGCCCCCAAUAAGUGUAGCUAUUCGGUUUACAUAUGUCCUUCAAGACUGGCAACAAUACUCCUGGCCUCAGCAACCUCCAGAUUUUGAUGCAUUGGUUGGAGGAGAAGUAGGUGGUCUAGAAUUUGGAAAAUUACCAUUUGGAGCAUGUGAAGACCCUAUAAGUGAAUUACAUUUAGCCACCACAUGGCCUCAUCUCACAGAAGGCAUUAUUGUUGAUAAUGAUGUAUAUUCGGACCUUGAUGCUCUGCAGGCACCCCAGUGGUCUGUUAGAGUAAGGAAGGCUGAUAACCCCCAGUGCUUGUUGGGAGAUUUUCUUACCGAGUUCUUUAAACUUUGUCGUCGAAAGGAAUCAACUGAUGAACUUCUUGGAAGGUCAGCUUUUGAAGAUGAAACCAAAGCAGAAAACACAGAUAUCAGCCAAGCAUUGCAGAAGCUCACAGAACCAACAACCGUUCACAUGCCUAGACUAUCCACUAUGUCAAGUAUGGUUCAUAGCGCUCGGAAGCGGAUGCAUAGGCAUAGACGUGUGGAAGAGUCACCAAUUAACAAUGAAGUUCUAAACUCUAUUUUAAUUUUUCUGUUCCCAGAUGCUACUGGUGAUGUGUCUAAUGCUAAGCGUAGUACCUCAAGAGGAAGCAAUAUCGCUACAUUUGAGGAAGAGAGUUAUAAUCUUUAUUGCCAAUUUAAAUCUGCUCCCUCAGACAGUCUGACAUACAAGCUGGCUUUGUGUCUCUGUAUGGUUAACUUUUAUCAUGGCGGAAUGAGAGGCGUAGCCCAUUUAUGGCAGGAGUUUGUGUUAGAAAUGCGGUACAGAUUGGAAAAUAAUUAUCUUAUCCCAGGGUUAGCUACUGGAGCUCCAGAUUUAAAAUGCUGCUUGUUACAUCAAAAACUGCAGAUGUUGAAUUGCUGCAUUGAGAGGAAAAAAGCAAGAGACGAUGGAAGGAGACAAUCAGCUGAAAAUGCACUGGGCGACUGCAUGGAAAGGAAGGUGUCAAAUAGCAAAGGAACACCAGAAUAUCCUAAUAACAAAGGAGAAACUUCUCAACAGAAAUCUUGGGACUCAUGGAGUGAUAGCGAAGAUGAGUUUUUUGAAUGUCUGAGUGACACAGAAGAAUUGCAAGACAGUGACAUGAAAGAAGGCGCAACAAAAGGAGAGGAGAAAGAUGGUGGAAAGAAAGAUAAGUGGAGACCUGAAGGACGUCUUCAUCAGCAUGGCAACUUAACUCUGCUUCGUACAGGAGAUCCACUUUAUAUUCCAGUUACGCAGGAACCAGCACCAAUGACAGAAGAUUUGUUGGAAGAACAGUCAGAAGUAUUAGCUAAACUAGGAACGUCGGCUGAAGGAGCACAUCUGCGUGCUAGAAUGCAGAGCGCCUGUUUGCUGUCUGAUAUGGAAUCUUUCAAGGCUGCAAACCCUGGCUGUUGUCUGGAAGAUUUUGUGAGAUGGUACUCUCCUCGUGACUACAUUGAGGAAGAAUUCACUGAUGAAACAGGUGACAAGGUUCUCAGAGGAGAAUUAAGUGCCAGAAUGAAAAUUCCUGGUAACAUGUGGGUGGAGGCAUGGGAAACAGCAAAGCCGAUUCCAGUUCGGCGACAAAGACGCCUCUUUGAUGACACCAGGGAAGCUGAAAAGGUUCUUCACUAUUUAGUUGGCCUAAAACCUGCAGAUUUGACUCAACAUUUACUACCAUGCAUUUUGCAUGCUGCAUUGCUGAAAGUUAAAGAAGAAGAAUCAAUGGAAGAUAUCCCCUCUGUAAGAAAAAUAAUCCAGCACAUCAUUGCUCAUGCUAGCAAACUUCUAAGAUAUUCAAACCCUGAUAUCAAAAAAUUGGAAGAGAUAAUUGGUCAGAUAAUAGCUUCAGAAGCCAUUAUUGCAAGAUCCAGAUCACUUCAAGCUAAAUUUGGAAUCAAGAAAUGUGAAAAGGAAGAGGAACGUGAAGAAUUGGAGAGGUUUGUCAGCCAACUUUUGGAACAGCCUGAAGUGCCAGUCAUUGGAGCAGGACGAGGGCCCACAGGGAGCAUUAUUUACAAACUGUUUGUGAAUGCACAGAGGGCUGCUACUCUGACUCCAAUUGAUGAUGAACUUAGAAAGCCAGGUUCUUCUGAUGAGCAUAGAUCAAGCUCAGGAACAGUCUCAGAAUUUCCUCCUCCAACUGGACGUGAAAUAAUUCUCCGGACAUCUGUACCACGUCCUGCACCAUACUCCAAAUCUUUACCACAGCGCAUGUACUGUGUUAUGUUAAAAGAUGAAUUCCGUCUAGCUGGAGCAUUUUCAUCAGAUACAUCAUUCUUUUAAAAUUGGAAUAUUUGAUCAUUAAUCCAUUAAAAUAUUAUCAUACAAAAUAAUUCCAUGUCAUUCCCGCAUAUUUUCACAUACUUGAGCAGACUUUUAAAGGAAUAUUUUUGGGCUCUAUGUUAAACAUCAGUGGCCCAAUCUAAAUUGCUAUUAAAUGUUUUUCAAGUGACCAUGUAACAAGUACAAUGCAUGCACAUGUAGAAAACUUGUAUUGAUUCUGGCAGUAGUGUAGAUAAUGGUCUGAAUUUCAAUUUCAGUACAAAUAUUUAAAAUUGCAUAGUUAUAAUUAUGACACUGUUCCAAUGUAAAAUGUGACUCCUGUAAAAUGAAACUGAUUAAUGCACUGUGAAUUUUUGAUAUGCUCAUUACUUCAGUUGCUGUAUUGGUCAAUACAAGAAUAGUAGCAUUGUUUAUUGAACUAUUAUUAAUGCUGUGGAAGGAUUUUGGAACUGUCACAUAAAAAAUAUGUCUGUAACGUACUCUAUUUCCAAGAUAUUUCUUGUUGU
Hemiscyllium ocellatum (epaulette shark) is the source of this 3495-nucleotide messenger RNA. RefSeq names its product RAB3 GTPase activating protein subunit 1 (gene rab3gap1). The record is from RefSeq and is a predicted model, not a curated record. The transcript is spliced from 24 exons. NCBI's taxonomy places the organism in Eukaryota, Metazoa, Chordata, Chondrichthyes, Orectolobiformes, Hemiscylliidae. Gene Ontology annotation, molecular function: GTPase activator activity. Gene Ontology annotation, biological process: positive regulation of GTPase activity. Bases 23 to 2989 code for a protein of 988 amino acids.